Messenger RNA from Thyridium curvatum, 624 nucleotides. RefSeq lists its product as uncharacterized. NCBI's taxonomy places the organism in Eukaryota, Fungi, Ascomycota, Sordariomycetes, Thyridiales, Thyridiaceae. The transcript has a single exon. Bases 1 to 624 code for a protein of 207 amino acids. The record is from RefSeq and is a predicted model, not a curated record.
AUGUGUCAUGAACACAAUCAGAACUCCGCGCCAAUGCUGAACCAACCUUGCCUUCUUCUCCUGCUUCCUCCUUUUCUACAGCGUCGUCGAAGCAACCGACUGCCUCGCGGCCUCUCCCUUUCCUCCUCCUCCACCGCCGCCGCCGCCGCCGCCAGGGGAGUGCACGUUGGGCGACGAGCUGCCGAAGUGGAAGCCGAAGACGGAGGCCGUGGGCGUGGCGUUGCCCUUGACGUGGACGUGGUAACCCAGGCCGCGGCCGGAGCUGCCCCGGCGGGACCAGUCGCGGGACCAGUCGCCGCGCCAGGCGUGCGGCAGCGCCGAGGCCCCCCGCUGCUGCUGCCGCCUUGCCCCCUUGCGCGUCGGGGAGGAGGAGGAGGCGGCGCUCGUCAGGCGGGACUCGAGGGCGCGGAUGCGGCCGCGCUUCUUGUCGAGGGCGAAGAGGGCGAGGCCGAGGAGGAGGCCGAGCAGGACGAGCCCGCCGACGGCGAUGCCGAUGACGGCGCCGAGGGGCAGGGGCAGGUUCAUGGACGUGGAGGAGGUGGGCGAGGGCGGAGAGGGCGGUGUGGUGGCGUCUUCCCUCCUCUCGAGGAGGUGCGUGAGGACAACAACAGAGGUGAAGGAUGA